GACCGUCAUUGUUAAAAAGACGAAUAAACGUUGAUAGAAAAGUGAAGAAGUUGAAAAAUUUUCUUUCAUUACAACAUUUUGUGAUAAAAAUUAUCAUUUUAAUCAAUUAAUUUUAAUAAAAUACAAAACAUAUUGUGUUAUAUUGUGAAACACCAACGCGAAUAUAAAAAAAUAAACGCAUUUAACGUGUAAAACAAACGUUCAGUGUAAAGGCGUUUGUGUUCAGCUAUUACAUGAGGCGUUUGCGAAAACCGACUGCAAAAGGCAAAAGUAGUGAAGAGACAACAACAAUAAACCUUGAAGUGACAGGCAACUUAGAUAUUGCUCACAGCAGCAGUGGUGGCAGCAGCUCCGAAACGCAUGCCAUUAAUCAGGACCAUAACUCACCAACGAAAACCUGUAAAGCUGGUGCUGGCACAUUGGUGACACCAGCUAAACAACGCUCUAGGCGAAAUAUAAUGGACACAAAUGGCGGGACAACAACAUCAUCAUCAGCUACGGCCAGCCUCGGCAAAGAGGUUUUCAAACAUUUUGAAAAAUCUGGAAAAAGUGAAUUUUUAAAAUUCUUAAAACAACAUGUACGUGACAACGACAGUCCAUAUUUGGGUAAACAAAAUGACUUUAAAUUUGGUGUCUCCAGUGCUAUCUAUGAUCUACUAUGGCAGGGUGUACGUUGUAAUUUGAAAAAGGAUACUGUUUUAAAUACCCUAGGUGAAGUGGUGGCCCUACAUGAUGAUUUUCCUUCUCUUAUACUGGAUGUAAUCAACGUUCUGGAUGCUGAGACUUCUCUGAUGACCGAUGGCAUACAAGAAGAACGCUUAAUGUUUUGUCAGAUACUAAAAGAACUGGAUAAAGUAAUACCCGAUAAAUUGAUUAAAGAAAGAUUGGAAAUAGAUACAUUACAAGAAGUGGGCAUAGUUAAGAAUAAAGUAUUCUAUACGAAAUUUAUUAAAAUUAAAACAAAAUUAUACUACAAACAAAGACGUUUCAAUUUAUUCCGUGAAGAAAGUGAAGGUUAUGCCAAGUUAAUAACCGAAUUAAAUCAAGAAUUUGAAGAUGAUGUUACCUCCGAUAGUAUAAUGGAUAUAAUAAAAUCAUUAAUAGGUUGUUUCAAUUUAGAUCCCAAUCGUGUUUUGGAUAUUAUUUUAGAAUCAUUUGAAUCACGACCAGAACGUUGGCAAUUAUUUAUUCCAUUGCUAAGGGCUUACAUGCCAAAUGGUUCGAUUAUAUGUGAAGUUUUGGGUUAUAAAUUUCGUUAUUUUGCCGAUACAAAAACACCACGUACUUUAUUUCAUGUCUGUUCCCUAUUGCUCAAAUAUGCUGUUAUAGAUCUUAAUGAUAUUUAUGUUUGGCUAACACCUACUGAUAAAAUGAUUACCGGUGAUUGGGAACAAGAUUUAGCGGAUGCUAAAGAAUUUGUACGUAAAUUAAAUAUAAUUGUUACUAAUAAAGAUAAAGAACCGGCAGAACCGGAACCUGAAAAGGAAUAUAGUUUGGAAAAAUACUUUGCUAAUCAAAAGUUUGGCUUAUGUGAAGGUCUACUCAAAGUGGGCGAUUGGGAGAAUGCUUUAAAAAUUAUUAAAAAACUACCCGAACAGUCGGUGGUGGUACAUGAACCCAUUGCCCGCGCCUUAGCUGAACUCAUACACAUUGGCAUUGAUCAUGUCUAUCGUAAACAAUGCUUUAAAAUAUCACCAGCUGCAAAAUUGCAAAAACGACGUUUGGCAGAUGAUACAAAACUUGUGCAAAAGAUACAAGCUAAAGAAUUUCAUGAACUAAGAAACUAUGUUAUACCCAUGGUUAUAGCUUUGGGUCCCUCAUUGCACUUUGAUACGGUUCUCAUGUAUAAAUUGAUACGUAUAAUGCGUACAAUUAUUACAGAAAUGGGUGUGGAUAAUCAAAAUCUACCUACGGUCAAUAGUGAGGCAGAAACUUUAUACAAUGAGGUUAUGACCAUAAUGGAUUCAGCUAUAUUGCCUGCAUUAUCCUAUUUGGAUUGUAAUUGUCCUAUGGCUGAAGAAAUAUGGACGGUAUUAAAACAUUUUCCCUAUCAUUAUCGUUAUGCUUUAUAUGCCCGCUGGAAAAAUGAUACUUAUCAAUUGCAUCCUCAACUUAUACGCCGACGUGGUAAUGCUCAAAAGAAUAUUAAAGCUAUAAUGAAACGUGUCAGUAAGGAGAAUGUUAAACCUUUGGGCAGACUUAUUGGUAAACUUAGUCAUUGUGCUCCUGGUUUUCUAUUUGAUUAUAUUUUAUUACAAAUUCAAAUCUAUGAUAAUUUAAUUGGUCCCGUUGUGGAUUCUUUGAAAUAUCUAACUCUAUUAUCUUUCGAUUGUUUGGGCUAUUGUUUAAUUGAGGCUUUAACUAUGGCCGAUAGAGAUCGUUUUAAACAUGAUGGCACUUCUAUAUCAUUAUGGCUACAAAGUUUAGCUUCAUUUUGUGGUGCAAUUUUUAAGAAAUACAAUAUUGAAUUAAGUGGCCUGUUACAGUAUGUGGCCAAUCAAUUGAAGUCCCAAAAAAGUUUGGAUUUGUUAAUUUUAAAAGAAAUUGUACAAAAAAUGGCUGGUGUUGAAUCGGCUGAAGAAAUGACCAACGAACAAUUAAAUGCCAUGUGUGGUGGUGAAUUACUUAGGGGAGAGGCCGGUUACUUUAGUCAAGUUCGUAAUACGAAAAAAUCAUCACAACGUCUUAAAGAUGCUUUGGCCAAUAAUGAUCUUGCUGUAACUAUUUGUCUGCUAAUGGCACAACAAAAACACUGUGUCAUUUAUAGGGAAACGGCACAAAGUCACUUAAAAUUAGUGGGUAAACUAUACGAUCAAUGUCAAGAUACACUCGUGCAGUUUGGUACAUUCCUGGGUUCAACAUAUUCCGUGGAUGAGUAUGUUGAACGUUUACCCUCUAUCAUAGCCAUGUUGCAAGAAUAUCAUAUAAAUGCUGAUGUGGCAUUCUUUUUGGCCAGACCCAUGUUUACUCAUCAGAUAAAUCAAAAAUAUGAUCAAUUACGCAAAGCCGAUCCAAAUGCCAAGAAAUUAACUAACAAUCAAAAAUUGGCAAAAUAUCUAGAUGCCACCAAUUUGAUAAUGAAUCCCAUUGUUGAGUCCGUACGUCCUUUGCAUGGACCCAAAGUAUGGGAAGAUAUAUCACCACAAUUUUUUGUAACAUUUUGGUCUUUAAGCAUGUAUGAUUUGCAAGUACCGCACGAUAGUUAUCAAAAGGAAAUAACAAAACUUAAACAAUUAUCAAAUCAAGCAGCUGAUUCCAAGGAUUCGAAUGCUUCUAAAAAUAAAAAAGAACAAGAACGUUACAUAGCUCUUAUGGAUAAACUACAGGAUGAGCGCAAAAAACAACAAGAACAUAUUGAUAAGAUUUUACAACGUUUACAACAGCAAAAGGAUAAUUGGUUUUUAUCUCGUUCUGCCAAAUCGGCUAAAAAUGAGACCAUAACACAAUUUUUACAAUUGUGUCUAUUUCCAAGAUGUACUUUCACUGCCUUGGAUGCCUUAUAUUGUGCUAAAUUUGUCCAUACUAUACACAAUCUGAAGGCUGCUAAUUUUUCCACCUUAUUGUGUUAUGAUAGGAUCUUUUGUGACAUUACUUAUUCGGUAACAUCUUGCACCGAGAAUGAGGCAACACGUUAUGGACGUUUUUUGUGUGCCAUGCUUGAAACUGUUAUGCGUUGGCACUCAGAUCAGGCCACAUUUAACAAAGAAUGUGCCAAUUAUCCUGGUUUCGUAACAAAAUUCCGUGUUAGUAAUCAAUUUUCGGAGGCAAAUGAUCAUGUGGGUUAUGAAAAUUACCGGCAUGUAUGUCAUAAAUGGCACUAUAAAAUCACAAAAGCCAUUGUAUUCUGUUUAGACUCGAAGGAAUAUAUGCAAAUACGUAAUGCUCUUAUCAUUUUAAUGCGUAUUUUACCCUACUAUCCGGUAUUGGCAAAAUUAUCGCAAAUUAUCGAACGUAAAGUGGAAAAGGUGCGAGAGGAAGAGAAAAAUAAAAGACCUGACUUAUUUGUAAUUGCGUCAUCGUACAUUGGCCAGUUGAAGACGAAAUCGGCACAAAUGAUUAAGGAAAGUGAUUUUCAUCAGGUAACUGAAAGGCCUCAAAGGUCGGAUACAAAUACAGCUGCCAGUAUAGGCACGGGUGCCAACUCAGCAGCUUCAAUUGUGCAGAAUUUAUUAAAUACCACACAAAAUGCCAGUACAAUAACUUUGGUAGCACCUGCAGCGCCCAGUACACAGCAGCCUGUGGUGGAUAUAAAACCGCCCAGUAAUGGAGAAAUAAAAAUCGAAAAACGCGAAAAAGAACGUUUGGAACGGCCCACAAAAAUCAUUAAACUUAACUCAACAUCAACAACCUCCGAACGUAGUAGUGGUGUUGGUACUGGUGAGCGUGAAUCUUCUAGUUCAAAUCGUGCGACAGUUAUUGAAAUUAAAGAUGAACCUUCUUCAUCCAAUUCUACUACAGCUUCGCAUGAACGUGAUUCAGAUCGUCAUGGCAGUAGUACACGUUCUCUUAAGGAUAUCAUCAAAAAGGAGGAAGGACGUUUACGUGAACGAGAUCGUGAACAACGUGAUCGUGAGCGUGAACAUCGUAAUCAACUUUUAGAGGAUAUGGAAUCGUCAUCAACAUCACGUUCGAAAAGAGAAAAACGUCGAGAGGAUCGUUAUCGCAAUGAAUCGCCUUCAAUGGAAAAUCAAGAGAGUGCAAGCAGUAAUAAAAAUGAUUAUGAUCGUAGUGAACGCGAUACUAGAGAUCGUGAUUAUGAACGGAAUGAACGUGAACGUAGAGAUCGUGAUCGUGAUUUGAGUUCGGUUUCGAAUGAAAGUAUUGGUUCGUUACAGCAACAGCGACGUAGUCAAGAUAUUUUAGAAUAUGAAAAAGACUCAAAACGUCGCAAAAUGGAAUCGUCAUCAUCAUCAUCCAAUUCAAAGAAACAACUUAUAGAUGAUCAUAAUGAACCUUCUAAAAAGGAACGUAGUGUUAAGAAUAAAGAUCGCAAAGAAAAAUUAACUGAUGAGGAAAAAGAUGCACGUAAAGAAAGAAAAUUGGGUCGUAAAAGAGAACGUUUAGAAGAGACUUCUUCUUCAGAGCAUAAACGUCGUAGAGAUGUACAAAAUGGUGAUGAUGAUCAGCAGCAGCAACGUGAACGCGAUAAAUAUCAUACUAGAGAAAAAUCACCGCAUAUAAGAGAUACACGAGAAAGAUCUCAUGAGAAAUUUGAACGCGAUCGUAGCAAUCGUGAUGAUCGUUCUUAUAGCAGCAGUAGUACAACCACUAAAUCCACUAGAUCCCGCAUUGGUUAUUAAAAAUACUUAAUUUUAGCAUUUUCUUUAUUUUUUUUUUGUUUGUUUCUACAACAAUAGUUUUCGUUAUAACAAAACAAUUAUCCGCCGAUCAUUUUAUCAUUAUAAAAUACUUUAAUUUGUACGCUAACUAACUGCUAAGUGAAUUAAAUUUGUUUAAUUUUUUAUUCUUAUUGUAUUGUAUGAAAUAAUUAUAAUUUUUCCCCCCGCUUCAUUAAUAAAAAAAAAUCAUUUAAUUAUCCAUAAAAUACAAUAAAAAUUAUUAUAUAAUAAAUUUUAAACUUAAGUCUAUCAAUCUCUCAAUUUUUAAUAGACUUUUACUCUGUGGUUAAAUUAAGUCUAAAAAUGUAUGUUUAAUAUUAAAUUAAGUCUUAUUUUUUGAGCACUCAAAUGUUUAGGAGAUUCACCGAAAAUUUUCUAUUCAUAAUAUUUAGUAUAUGUUACUAAAAAUAACAACUAUACAUAUUUUUUUCUUUUCGUUUAAACUAAAUUAGUAAAAUAACAAUAAAAAACAGAUCUAA
This is a messenger RNA of Lucilia cuprina (Australian sheep blowfly), 5818 nucleotides long. It is a transcript of the gene tho2, whose product is annotated as THO complex subunit 2. Bases 234 to 5300 code for a protein of 1688 amino acids. The record is from RefSeq and is a predicted model, not a curated record. NCBI's taxonomy places the organism in Eukaryota, Metazoa, Arthropoda, Insecta, Diptera, Calliphoridae. Gene Ontology annotation, molecular function: mRNA binding. The transcript has 20 exons. Gene Ontology annotation, cellular component: THO complex part of transcription export complex. Gene Ontology annotation, biological process: mRNA export from nucleus; mRNA processing.